AGAUCAACAUGACGUAUUCAACAGCAUUAUCCAUGCUAGUCUUCAUGGGUGCAGUCAUUUCUGGGAGUUGCCAAGAGACUUGCAGAUUUGGGGAAUAUACUUGUAAAUGUGAAUCAGUGGAGAAUCACACUGAAGUACGUUGUAACAAUAUCAGAGAUAGAAUAUUAAAGAAGUUGUAUUCCCUAACAACGAAUAACAUUGAAUUAGUAAGUUUAGCUUAUAACCAAAUAGAACAUGCCCCUAACGACGUAUUUGAUUCUCUGAACAGCACACUGAAGAAUUUAUCAUUAAGUCACAAUGAUUUAGAUAGAAUACCAGCGAGUAUCUUAACACUUACAAAAAUGAGAGAAAUAUUAUUGGAUUACAAUUCAAUUUUUGUGGUUAGCAGUAACACAUUCAAAGGUCUUACACAGCUACUAAGGAUUGAUCUGGAUAAGAAUAAUAUUGAGACAAUUGAAGAUCAGGCUUUUGAGGGAUUGGGGUGUUUGACAAAUCUAGAGAUGCAUGGAAACCGAUUGAGAGAUAUACCAACUCAAGCGCUAAGUGUCUUGGAGUCCCUUGAGAUGCUAACACUGUCAUAUAACUAUAUCAAAAUGAUUCCAGCGAAUGCUUUCAAGAGCAACACACGAUUGAAGACCAUUGACUUAUCACAUAAUGAAUUAGCUAAUUCAAAUCCUGUACCAAUCGAUGCGUUUGCCGCGUUGGAGUGUACACUUGAAGUGUUGAACUUGGGGCUAAACUACCUCACAGAGAUCCCCUCUGGUGCCCUGAAUCGCCUGGCAAAUUUGAAAGCACUAUAUCUGCACAAUAACCUUUUUAGGAACGUCUCGGCAUAUGCAUUCUCUGGCUUGACAUCACUCACGAAAUUGUCACUUCAAGGAGGAAAAAUCACUAAUAUAGAUGAUAAUGCCUUAGUAGGACUUGAGAAUACACUAAAUAGACUGAACGUUGGAAGCAAUAAAAUAGAAAGCAUUAACCAAUGUAUGAUAAGGGCGUUCACAAAUCUGACCGGUUUUUACUUCCCAUACACCAAGAUUCCGUGUAAUUGUUCAUAUAUUUGGCUGAAAAAAUGGUUAAACGGAUUUUACGCCACAAAUAAUUGCUUAUCUGAUAAAACUGUAACAGGACUCAAAGAAUGGGAAGCUUUUCUUCAUAAUUGCCCGAAUGCCACAAUGGCAAACUGUAGCAGGACCCUUGCAGAAGUACAACCACCUGCAGCCCCAACUGCAAGUAUGUGUAAAGCAACAGUUGAAACAUCAUGUAGUGCUGUCCCAAAUGAGUCGAACACACAAAUGAAUGUUACACAUAUAACCACCAACCAACCAAGCAUGGGACUCUCAAGAGCAUCAGUAUUAUCAACAUCUGUACCAACUCAACUUCCAGCAACGCCAGUACCAACACAAGCAAUGUCGACGCCAGUACCAACUCCAGCAUUAACGACGUCGGUAUCAUCAAAAGUAGUAUUAACGCCAGUACCAACGCCAGUACUUAGGACGUCGUCAUCAACACAAAUAGAAGCAAAGUCAGUAUCAAAAUCAGCACCAUCACCGCCACUUACAUCUAUGUCACUGAUAACGCAAGAAAUAACAACUUCAGAAUCAAUCCCGGUACUAACAACAUCGGCACUUACAACAACACCAGUACCGAAACGAGCACAAACUGUACCUACAAUAACACCAACACCAGUUUCAACUGUACCAACACCAUCAGUACAUAUAUCACCACCGACUAACGCAUCAAAUGGCACGGCUAUAUCGAAUCCAAGUAAAUCGAACGACUCGCAAGACACCGGAAUGAUUGCAGGAGUAGUGGUGUCACUGGUAGUAGUGGCCAUUCUGAUAGCACUUGGAAUUUACUUCAUCAUCUUCAAGCGAAAGGCUGAACAGUGUAUGCUACGUUCCCGUAGCAUCCGAUCAAGAAGAUAUAGAGGAACGGGUGUUUUAGUAUUGAAUUAAGCAUUUCCAUAUGCAUAUAGAGAAAAAUUACUACGUGAAUUGGAGGAUGAAUCCUGCCCUUCCCAAACAGAUUAAAACGAUUUGCAUAAAAAACACGAACGUACCUCGAAGCUGUACACAUAUUGUUCGGUGAUGCUCCUUAGAACUGCUUGCUGUGAAUUGGACAAAAAAAACAUGUUUCGUGCUGGAUGUAAAUAAUAUUAUCUAUAUAUCUUUAAUUCACAAGUUGGGUGGCGGAGGGGAAUUGGUGGCUAUUUUAAUUGUAAGAACAAAUGUACAAAUGUAAAUAGAAUAUAAAUGUCCAUGUAAAUGUACUGUAUUAUUGAUAGCAAAUGAUAUAUAAUAUCUUGGAUUUAACUUAAAAUAAGUUAAUGAUCUUGUGUGGAAUGCAUUCUAGAAAAACAUAUAUUUUACAUUUAUAUUUUUUCAAUUGAAACAUAUAUAUUCUCGUAUAUAUUAUUCCAGAUUUAAUGUUCCUUGGCUCAGAUUGGCUGUUGAAUGAAUUAUUUAAAAAAAUUUCUAAAUAUAUGCUGAGACCAUCAUUAUGUUAGUCUCAGAUAUAUGGACAGACAUCAAAAUACUAAACUAACAGCUUUAUUAAUAGGGACAAGGCAAACUUAUUGAUGCCCGACACAGCAAUACAGGGUGUCUUUGAAGAAUCUUAACACUUUACACAGAUAAGAGUUCAGGGCCGUCAGAUGGGGGGGUGCGAUGGGUGCGAUCGCACCCCCCUUUGUCACCCCCCCCCAAAAAAAAAAAAUGUAAAAAUUUUUUUUUGAAAAUCUUUUUUUGAAAAAUAUUUUUUUGUAAUCUUUUUUCAUUGACUCAUACACUUUGAAAGUACCCAGAAAGCACCAAAUAGCAUCUUAAAAUUGUAAAAUUUUCUAGGGGUAUUCUAGGGGCAAUGGAAAAAAUCUUAAUUUAUGUGUUUUGUCUCAGACACUAAAGUGCCCAGACAUCAUCAAAUAGCUCCUUAAUAUAGUUAGUGUUUCUGGGGGACUAACACUUGCUCCCCCUCUUGCAUCUUGCACUUGCAUCCCCA
Molecule: messenger RNA, 2997 nt
Organism: Owenia fusiformis
Lineage: Eukaryota; Metazoa; Annelida; Polychaeta; Sabellida; Oweniidae
Source: the annotation of a GenBank genome assembly